AUGACACACAUCGCCAACUGCAUCCGGGAGAGCGUGCUGGACAGAAGCCAGAUGCAUAUAUCAGACGACAUCGCCGCCGCUCCGAGGAUGUCUCCCAAGGAGCCCGAGCGCCCCGACAGCCGGACCAGCAGCCGUCCCCCCAGCCGCUCCCAGUCCACCCGCCGCGGCCAGCCCAGAUACCAGCUGUGGCCCUCGAACAAGACCCCCGCCCAGCACAGCCGCGCCCACUUCUCCCACGAGAAGCAGAUGGCCCUCUCCGUCCAGCGCUCCGCAACCGCCAUGGGCGACGCCAUCGUCACCAACGACGGCUGCGCUUCCCGCAGCAGACACGGUUCGUUGUCGAGGCGAAGAAAGGUCAGCGUGCCCGAGCUGCAGGCCCCCACGCCAAUGGCCACCCUCCAGGAGGGUUUGAUGGACUCCCCAACCAUCCCGGGCAGGCCACCGGCGCCUAUCCGACAACCACCUCCAGUGAGCCCCGGCCACGAGAGAUCCGGAAGCGCCCCCGCAACCCAUUGGCGCGCCAACCCGUUCGGUGACGCCAUGGUUUCUUGCGUCACUGGUCCGGCCUUCGUUCCGCCCCAGCAGAAGCCCAUGUCCCCCAGCUCCCAGGGAUCCGAAACCCCCAAGCCGGACUUCGAGCGAAACCCCCCUGCUGUCAAGCCUCUGUCGCCCAUCCUGAGCCCGACGAACGUCCCUGCCCCACCUGCCAGGCCCGAGUUGAAGGUGGAUACGAACGUGAAGCAUGAUGACGAUGAUGACAUUCCCCCGCAAGUUCCCCCGAAAUCGCCCUCCCUGUACAAGAAGAAGUCCUCGCCGGCCAUGCGCCAACAGGUCCGGAACGAUUCCGCCAUGGGAUACAGCAACAGCAAUGAGCCUCCGACCAACACGACACCCAUUACCGGAAUCCCCGAGUGCGCUUCUCCGGAGCGGACUGUGCGAGGGCGCGACACCAGCCGUGGACACCACAGGAAGAGGUCGGAACAGUCCAUCAUGGAUCGGGGUCGCCCCAUCGCCAGGACAACCCGCGAACGCAGCCGUCAAGCUUCGGCUUCGGCAACGAGCUCGUCGGAGAAGGAGGGUGCCGACACGUGGAAGCUUCCGAAGGGCGUCUCUGUCCGCCAGGCUCCCGUCAAGUAUGCCCCUGCGGAGAGAGAAAAGCUGCGAGGCAAGGCUGUCGAGCAGGCCGAGAAGUUCGAGGUUCUAUCUUCCCGGGAUGUUAAUUCUCUUGCCAAGGAAAUGCGCGCUCUUGACGAACGCUGCGACUACUUGCGCAAAACCUACAAAUCUCUCCGUGCAGGCAGGCAAAAGCUGCAUUCUCGCAUGAUCUCGUACCUGAAGAGGAGCGAGACGGUUGUUUUCUCUCGCGAAAGCCUGCUCAAGCAGGAAGAAGCUCUGGUGGAGCUUGACCACUCGAUUGACGACUGGAUGGCCAAGAUCGAGCAGGCGGAGAACCGUAGGCUUCGGAUCCGCCAAAAGCUGCUUGAGCAUCUGGCGGCGGCCAUAACACUGCCGCCCACGUCGCCGGUCAGCGACGCGGCCGAGGCGACUCCACCGCGGAGCCCGGUCAAGGCGGAGCGUGGAGAGAGCCCCCCUCGCGUCGAUCGCAAGGACGUCGAAUCGAUCCGAAUUUACGCUGACGGCCACGUGCUCAACCUCUUCACCGACAUCGAGCAGGCCAUCGGCAAGAUGUGCGAGGCUGCUUGCUGA
Diplodia corticola is the source of this 1707-nucleotide messenger RNA. RefSeq lists its product as uncharacterized. Bases 1 to 1707 code for a protein of 568 amino acids. The transcript has 4 exons. Lineage: Eukaryota; Fungi; Ascomycota; Dothideomycetes; Botryosphaeriales; Botryosphaeriaceae. The record is from RefSeq and is a predicted model, not a curated record.